AUGAAACUUUUUAAUGCUGCUGUUGCCGCUUAUUUGGCUGUUGCGGUGUCGGCUGCUCCUGCCGCUGACUGCGCUGAUGUCAAAUUUCACGCCCACCAUCGCCACAAGAGAGAUGUAGUGUACGACUACGCCUACGUCACCGUCACCGUUGACGGAAGCGGAAACAAGGUGGUCGGAUCUGAAACAUCCGCAUCCCCAGCUGCAACUUCAGCUGUAACUUCAGCUCAACAACCUUCCGCACAGACUUCUGCAGUUGCUCCAUCGCAGUCUUCGCAACAAGCGUCCAAUGCAGGCCAGGGCUCAUCGGAGACUUCUUCUAGCAGCAGCUCGAGUGGUUCUUCGAGCGGUGGCUCUGGAGGUAUUUCCGGAGACCUUUCUGCUUUCCUGGAUCCUAGCGUCGCCUUUGAAGACGGUGUGCUUUCGUGCUCCGAUUUCCCCUCGGGACAAGGUGUGAUCUCAUUGGACCACUUGGGAUUCGGAGGCUGGUCUGGUAUCGAGAACAGCGACGGUUCUACCGGUGGUAACUGUAAAGAAGGUUCGUACUGCUCGUACGCCUGUCAAUCGGGUAUGUCCAAGACUCAAUGGCCCAGCAGCCAGCCUGCCAAUGGUGUGUCGAUUGGAGGAUUGUUGUGUAAGAAUGGGAAAUUGUACAGAUCCAACACCAACACUAAAUACUUGUGUGAAUGGGGUGUUGACAAGGCAUCUGUUGAAAACCAAUUGUCACAAACAGUGGCUAUUUGCCGUACUGAUUACCCCGGUACUGAAAACAUGGUGAUUCCUACUGUUGUUAGCGGCGGAUCGUCAUCUCCUAUCACGGUGGUUGACUCUGCUUCGUACUACAAAUGGCAAGGAGGAUCUACUUCUGCGCAAUAUUACGUCAACAAUGCUGGUCUUGAUUGGCAAAAGGGAUGUGUGUGGGGUACCCAAGGAUCUGGUUUGGGUAACUGGGCACCAUUGAAUUUUGGUGCUGGUUACGACAAUGGUAUUGCAUACUUGUCAUUGAUUCCUAACCCUAACAAUUACGACUCGUUGAACUUUAAAGUGAAGAUUGUUGCCGACGGAGGCAGCGUCAGUGGACUGUGCGUUUAUGAAAACGGAAAAUACAAUGGAAACGGAAGCGAUGGAUGUACCGUUGGAGUAACCAGCGGUAAGGCCAAGUUUGUGUUGUACAAUUAG
This is a messenger RNA of Meyerozyma guilliermondii ATCC 6260, 1176 nucleotides long. It is a transcript of the gene SUN41, whose product is annotated as putative glucosidase. Gene Ontology annotation, cellular component: fungal-type cell wall; cell surface. Bases 1 to 1176 code for a protein of 391 amino acids. The transcript has a single exon. Gene Ontology annotation, biological process: fungal-type cell wall organization. NCBI's taxonomy places the organism in Eukaryota, Fungi, Ascomycota, Pichiomycetes, Serinales, Debaryomycetaceae. The record is from RefSeq and is a predicted model, not a curated record.